Messenger RNA from Aspergillus alliaceus, 760 nucleotides. RefSeq names its product carboxymuconolactone decarboxylase family protein. The transcript is spliced from 2 exons. The record is from RefSeq and is a predicted model, not a curated record. Gene Ontology annotation, molecular function: peroxiredoxin activity. The coding region runs from base 140 to 697 and encodes 185 amino acids. NCBI's taxonomy places the organism in Eukaryota, Fungi, Ascomycota, Eurotiomycetes, Eurotiales, Aspergillaceae.
CUUGAACAAGCUUUAGGAUUUGUUCUGACUAAUAACAACACUUAUUCGAGUAAAAGACUAAACAAGACAAUCGCUGUCUACCCUUUUCUCCCGAUCUCUAGCAAUAUAAACAUUAAAGCUCCUAGCGAAGCUGAUCAAUAUGCGCCUCCCAUAUGUCCCCAACCCGCCCCCCACCAGUACCCCCGAGGAGGCAGAUAUCCUCACUCGGGUGCAAACCCGACGCGGCGAAAAGGGAUUAAUACCGCUCGAUCUCGCGCUUCUGCAUUCAUUCCCAGUUGCUGAUGGAUGGAAUUCGUUCAUUGGGGCUAUCCGAACCCGUACAAGCCUCUCGCAAGUUAUCCGUGAACUGAUCAUCUGCCGUAUUGCUGUGCUUAACGGAGCCUGGUUUGAAUGGGAUUCACAUUCGCCUCUGCUAAAGGAAGGUGGAUGUAGCGCGGAGACGAUGGAUGUUGUUCGCGAUGCCGAAGUUGAUCUCCCUCAAAAAGUGCAGGACAAAGUGAUUAGCCCCAAGGAGGCAGCCGUGCUAAAGUACACCGAUGCCAUGACAAGGACAGUUAGGGUACCCGAGGAAGUAUUUCAAGAAAUAAAGGGGCUUUUCAAUGAUCGAGAGGCUGUGGAAAUAACUGCCACUGCAGCAGCUUACAAUUGUGUUAGUAGGUUUCUGGUUGCAUUGGAUGUUGGGGAAAAGAACGAAUAAUAAGAAGUGUAAGGUGGCUUGUGUGUAUAUAAACAUGAUAACAAUGGAACUAUACUAUGUAUG